Durusdinium trenchii is the source of this 1050-nucleotide messenger RNA. Lineage: Eukaryota; Dinophyceae; Suessiales; Symbiodiniaceae. The record is from the annotation of a GenBank genome assembly.
UUGUUUUUUACCACAACAGUCUGCUCUCACAUACAGUCCUUUCCCUCGUUCUAUUUGCUCUUCCGUUUGUCCUGAAGGUGAGGCUCGGUCAUGUCCUUCGACCUCGGCUCUAGAGGACUGGCCGCACGACGUCGAGAGGAGCCCAGAAACGAGGGGGAGACCAGCUUUGAGCAGAGCAUCAAAGCAAACAUCCAAGAGAUUCAGGACUUGCUUCACCGAGCCAAUGAGCAACUUGAGCAGUCGCAGAGGAGCUACCUCUCAAAGCGAAACACGGAGAGCUUGGAGGGCUUCCUAGAACGAAGUCAACAGCUUUCGCAGGAGACGGAGCGGCUCUUCCGGGAUUGGACGGUGCACCUGGCCGGUGAACCGGGCGAGAGGCAUCGAAAGAAGUUCUCCUAUGAGAAGCUUCAGAGGGCCUUUGAACAGGAAGUCUCCCAUGUGAAGGAUGUGGCUCGGAAGACCGUGGCUGCAAAGGAGGCUCAGGCCGUGAGCAGCCGUCAGCUCCGACCGAAAGAAUUCCGUCCUGUCUGUGAUGAGCAGAGUGAAAGCUUGCUGUGUCCAGAAACAGAUGUUGAGCACGGUCUGCAUGAGGAAGUGCAAUGUCAGGAUGCGGUGAUUCGGAGCAGGAUCGCGCAAGAACGGGAAGAGGGCAUCAGGCGAAUUCAGAGCCAGGUUCAUGAGGUGAACCAAAUUUUCCGAGAUUUAGCCUCCAUCGUCCACGAGCAGGGGAAUGACAUCGAAAGUAUCGAGCACACCGCUGACACGGCUGCUCGAGAAACCAAGCAGGCUGCAUCCGAGUUGCGGAAAGCGGCAGAUCGACAACGAGGGUCACGUGAGCGGCUGUGCUGCAUGCUCACAGCAGCAGUUGUACUGCUUUUCCUGAUCGUGCUGCCCCACAUGCACAUGUCGGAGUUCCGCCGAUUUGAGCACGCGCCCAGCAGCAUGAGCAAGGAGGACCCUGCGAAGCGAAUCUGAGUCUCACUGGUGCCCCGUGGAUGCGUUGAUGCAAUGGCUGGGCUCCCUAAAUCAGCACAAAAUCGAGACUGGUCG